AGACGGAGGCGGACUGACUCCUCUGGCUUGCCGUAGUCGCCCACGCCUCCCGGGGUCCCGGGGACGCGCUGCGGCAGAAGAACAGCCCGGUGCGCGCCGGACGCCUGCGACGCCAGUCCGCGGGGCAAGAGCAUCAGUUUCAAUCUGGGAAGCCAUUAAAUGAAACUUGCUUAAAAUCUUAGAUCCUACACAGAGGAGAGACCUCAACCAACAGUAAGGUGGAAAAGAGUGAUGUUGUCCUUGACAAACCUGCAGAAUAUCAUCUCUAACCCGGUAAUCCCCUAUGUUGGGACCAUUCCUGGGCAGUUGGAGCCUGGAACUUUGAUUGUAAUACGUGGGCAUGUUCCCUGUGAUUCGGACAGGUUCCAGGUUGAUCUGCAGUGCGGGAGCAGCGUGAAGCCGCGUGCCGACGUGGCCUUUCAUUUCAAUCCGCGCUUCAAGUGGUCUGACUGCAUCGUGUGCAAUACUCUGAAAAAUGAAAAAUGGGGAUGGGAAGAGAUCACCUACGAUGUGCCUUUCAAAAAAGAAAAAUCUUUUGAAAUUGUGAUUAUGGUGUUGAAAGAUAAAUUCCAGGUGGCUGUAAAUGGGAAACACAUACUGCUCUAUGCCCACAGGAUUAGCCCAGGGAAAGUAGACACUCUGGGCAUUUAUGGCAAAGUGAAUGUCCACUCAGUUGGUUAUAGCUUCAGCUCGGAUUUCAGAAGUACCCAAGCAUCUACUCUGGAACUGACAGAGAUAAGUAAAGAAAAUGUGCUGAAGUCCGACACGCCACAUUUUCCUAGUAAUAGAGGAGACAUUUCUAAAAUCGUACCCAGAACUGUCUACACCAAGAGCAAAGGUUCGACUGCCCAUCACACUUUGACUUGCGCCAAAAUACUACCUACCGGCUGUUUGUCAAAGACUCUGCCGUUCACUGCGAGGCUGAACUCUUCAAUGGGCCCUGGACGAACCGUCUUCAUUAAAGGAGAAGUGAAUAAAACUGCCAAAGGCUUUAAUGUUAACCUCGUAUCGGGAAAAUCAAAGGAUAUUGCUCUUCACUUGAACCCACGCCUCAAUAUUAAAGCAUUCGUAAGAAACUCUUUUCUUCACGAGGCCUGGGGAGAAGAAGAGAGAAAUAUUACCUGUUUCCCAUUUAGUCCUGGGAUGUACUUUGAGAUGAUAAUUUAUUGUGACGCUAGAGAAUUCAAGGUUGCGGUAAAUGGUGUACACAGCCUGGAGUACAAACACAGAUUUAAAGAGCUUAGCGAUAUCGACACACUGGAAAUUGAUGGAGAUAUUCACUUACUGGAAGUAAGGAGCUGGUAGCUGAUAUGCUUGCUACAAAAACUGAAAUACAAAAUGACUUAUGUAACACUGGCCUUGUUAAAAUGCAUCUGUUAUAUUUGUAUAUAUAUAUGAAGAUGAGCUUGUAUAACGUGAAGUCCUACUAGGCAUUCUCACUCUGUGUUCCUUGCCACACAGUGUGGUUUUGUCUAGCACAGAAUAAGGAAAUUUGAGGCAACAGCAACGUCCAGUCAUUAUUCAGGUCUUUCUAUUCUCUCUCCCACCCUGGCCUCUUCUUUUUUAAAUCUUCACAUUCAACAAGUAGCUGUGAGGACAGAAGUAUACAGUGGAGCACAAUAUUCCCUGUUCUCAAGCUCAGAAUCUUCUGUGCUCUGACAUCAUGCCACUGCUUUUCCCACAGGCAUUAGUCACCUAAAGUAACCAGAGAUAAUUACUCAGCUGUGAAGUCACCUACAUAAACUAACUUAUGAAACACUA
Molecule: messenger RNA, 1761 nt
Organism: Lontra canadensis (Northern American river otter)
Lineage: Eukaryota; Metazoa; Chordata; Mammalia; Carnivora; Mustelidae
Gene: LGALS8
Product: galectin 8
Exons: 11
Coding region: 232-1305 (357 amino acids)
Molecular function (GO): carbohydrate binding
Source: RefSeq, a predicted model, not a curated record